Molecule: messenger RNA, 1223 nt
Organism: Salvia miltiorrhiza (redroot sage)
Lineage: Eukaryota; Viridiplantae; Streptophyta; Magnoliopsida; Lamiales; Lamiaceae
Product: basic leucine zipper 23-like
Exons: 2
Coding region: 565-1086 (173 amino acids)
Biological process (GO): regulation of transcription by RNA polymerase II; DNA-templated transcription
Molecular function (GO): DNA-binding transcription factor activity, RNA polymerase II-specific; RNA polymerase II cis-regulatory region sequence-specific DNA binding
Source: RefSeq, a predicted model, not a curated record
GAAAUAGAAUCUCACAAAGAGCGAGCGCUACACGUAUCAAUAUGUCAUCGCGAAUAAUAAGUCUAGCUGCUGCUUUCACACUCAAAAUUAAGUGUGGACUUUCACAUUUUGUGUGUAAAAAAAAAGAUAAAACAUUUUUGAAAACUGAAACAAAAAACCAUGAAAAAGGGCUUUCUUGAAUGAAUCAUGCUUCCUCAAAUCAAAUAAAUCUACAGCGAUGUAAGUCUUGAUUUUAGCUUUUCAGGUAAGACACACAAACUCACCUCUGAGCUCCAGAUUAUGGUAGUUUAUAAUUUAUAGCUUUAAAUAGGCAAGACUAAUAUCGUUUCGGUAUUCUGUAUUUGUCCCACUAAAAUUCUGAUUCCCUUCACCAUUGAAAAGAUCAGUAAAAGUUGUAUAAUCUUUGCCUAUAAGGUCGAAUUUUGUCUUCAGCCGCUGAUUUCCUUAUGUGGGCUUCUCUUUAAUUUAACUGGUUUGAGGAAAAUUAGCUCCAAAAAUUUGGAUUGAGUUUGUGAAAAAUUGGAAGUUGGUGAAGAAGAAUCCAUCCUACUUGAUACAAAAAACAUGGAUGAUGAUGGGGAGAUUGAGGUUACAAUACGCCCAAAUUCGGAUUGUUCAAGUAAUUUGCAAGCAUCGGUCUCAUCGGAUUCGUUUCUUGAUGAUUUGUUGAGGAAUUCAGAAAGCUGCAGCCACACUCACACUUGCAACCCGCCCGGCCGGGAUGCUGCACACACUCACACAUGUUACCACGCACACACUCGUGUGAUUCCACCCGAAGAUGUUGCAAACGAGAAAUCUAGGCCGAGGAGGGCUUCGGGGAACCGGGAGGCUGUUAGGAAGUAUAGGGAGAAGAAGAAGGCAGAAGCUGCUCAUUUGGAGGAGGAAGCUAAGAGGUUGAGGCUUAUGAACCAGGUUUUGAUGGGGAAGUUGCAGAGGCAGCCCUUUCUUGAAGCAGAGAUCUUGAGGCUUAGGAGCCUCUUGCUUGGCAUACGAGGGAGAAUUGACGAUGAGUUGCCCUCGCAGGCGGGAGGAGACUUGGGCUGCAGCCUCAUCUAUCCUGAAAAGCUUUGUAUGGUUAGAGAGUAGAGCAUGUGCAGUUUGCGUUUCAUGAGUCGUGCAAUCACUCUAUCUUGUUUAGAUUCAAGUAUUUAUCUUACUCGUCUUGUGUUUAUGUCUCUGGACUUCCAUUACUCAAGUGGGGAUGCUCGGCUUCGAUUGUUGCU